Messenger RNA from Lactuca saligna, 963 nucleotides. Lineage: Eukaryota; Viridiplantae; Streptophyta; Magnoliopsida; Asterales; Asteraceae. The record is from the annotation of a GenBank genome assembly.
AUGGGGCUUCAAUUUCGAAGUUUAUCGAUACUUGUUCUGCUUAUUUGCUUCCUCUGUUGGCCAAGAGUUGGAUCUCCAUUAUCUAAUUCUGAAACAAAACCUGCAAGGGCUCUUGAUACGACUCUCCAGGAAUACGCCUACCGUGCAUUCUUCCAUCCACGUACUGGUAUUCCGUUUGAUGGACUCGUUCCUCCCUAUUUGACAGGGAUUGAGAUAUCAGCAAUGAGACUACGAAGUGGUAGCCUAUUUCACAGAGGUGUUGAAACGUUUAAAGAGUUCAAAAUCCCCAUUGGCGUAAGAGAGCAACCAUAUGUGGAGAGACUUGUUCUGGUGUAUCAAAACCUGGGGAAUUGGUCCACUACAUAUUACCCUUUACCUGGUUACACUUAUCUAGCUCCUAUAUUGGGUCUUCUUGCUUACAAUGGUUCAGACUUAUCAGCUACUAAUCUACCUGAACUGGAAUUUUGGGCUUCCGAUGAUGCCAUCGCAAUCAAGUUUGGACAAAUAAGGUCAAAACCUGAAGGUUCUGGUUCUCAUCCCAAGUGUGUCUGGUUUGAUCUACAUGGUCAGGUCAAUUUCACAGAUUUAGUAUCAGACAAUCAGUGUUUGACUUAUGAACAGGGGCAUUUCUCCAUUGUAGUCGAAUCCCCUCCCCCUUCUCCUCCUGCAACACCUGAAGUUUCUGCAUCACCUGAAGAAACUGCAUCUAGUAGUAAGUUAGACAACAUGCCUAGAGUGUGUGCUAUUGUUGGCAUAGCAGGUGGUGGAAUCAUAUUGGUGGUGUUGUUUGCAUUGCUGAUAUUAUGGGCAUGGAGAUACAAGAAAAGGAAGAGAAUCCAAGAACUAGAAAGAGCUGCAAAUUCUGGUGAAGCAUUACGCAUGACCAGAGUUGGGAGCAUGAGAGUUCCAUAUGCCAUGGCUACAAGAACAAUGCCAGACCUUGAAAUUGACUUUACUGCUUGA